Molecule: messenger RNA, 1548 nt
Organism: Lasiodiplodia theobromae
Lineage: Eukaryota; Fungi; Ascomycota; Dothideomycetes; Botryosphaeriales; Botryosphaeriaceae
Product: Arrestin-like protein
Exons: 4
Coding region: 1-1548 (515 amino acids)
Biological process (GO): ubiquitin-dependent endocytosis
Cellular component (GO): plasma membrane; cytoplasm; cytosol
Molecular function (GO): protein-macromolecule adaptor activity; ubiquitin protein ligase binding
Source: RefSeq, a predicted model, not a curated record
AUGCUUGUCUCCAUAGUCCUAGAUGAGCCGCUGCCUCACUACACAAACCUUGACACCGUCUCCGGACGCGUCCUCAUUCGCGCCACUAGCAAUACCAGCGUGUCCUCGGUCGUUGUCAAGCUCGAGGGCGAGAGCAGGACCAGGCUUGUCCCGCCGCAGAAUCCACAAUUCAACAAUAGCAAGCCGCGCCCGACCCUAGAGAUCCACAAGAUUCUCUACAAGACAGCCAUCGUCUUCCCGCCGCCCAACCUACAGACUGCCGACUGGGAAUCGCGCAAGUUCACCCUCAACCUCGGAAACUAUGAAUACCCCUUCUCUUUCAAGUUGCCCUUCAACAACGCAUGUCACACCACAACCUCUCUCACCGGAGGCUUCAACCUCGCUACCUUGGAAGUUGCCCGCCCUCCUACGAAACAUGUCAAGCAGACACUACCUCCUUCCCUCACCGGCUUUCCGGGCGAGGCCGAGAUCCGAUACUAUGUUAAGUGUACUGUCAAUAGACCCUCACUCUUGAAGGAGAACCCCAGAGCUUUUGUGCACUUCAAUUUCCUUCCUAUCGAGCCUCCGCGCCCCCAAAAACCUGACGGCGAAGCAUACGCGCGACGCCAGCAUCAAUUCAACCCCAGAUGGGUCCCACCAACCGAGCGCAAAUCUGGUAUCUGGGACAAGCUGAAGGGAGAAAAGAGCCCUCCCAUGAGCCCAACACAAGAUGGAGCGGCGGAUUUGGUGCGCUUCAGUAUCGAUGCGCGUCUACCCAAUCCGGCGAUAUUGACGCUGAACGAGGACUUACCACUGAGGGUCCUGGUCAAGCAACUCAACGAGCGCAGCGACCCAGUUUUCCUGCAAAUGCUCCAGAUUGAGCUCGUUGGGUAUACACAUGUCCGCGCACAUGAGCUUACGCGCACCGAAUCGAACAGUUGGAUCAUCGCUAGCUUUAGCAACAUGGCCAUCCCCAUCGGAGCUCCCUCGGACGUUGCCGGCACCGAGACUCCCAUCAACCCGGAGUACUGGUCUGGCAAGCCCCUCCCCAAUACUGUUUCUCCCUCGUUCGACACAUGUAACAUCUCACGUUACUACGAGCUCGAGGUGCGCGUUGGUCUGGGCUACGGUUCAUACAAGCAUGGCCAAGACCAGCUAGUUGUUCUUCCGUUGCGGCUCCCCGUUAAGGUUUUCUCGGGAAUUGAGCCGCCACAGGCACUCCUCCACGCCAUGGCUUCGGCGAAGCCGACCCUGCCCCAGCGAAAGCCCGUCCCGGGCUCUGCUGCCAUACCGCCUCUGAAGACUGGAGGUCCGGUCAUGAAUGCCGCUGCUGCUGCACCUCCUUAUCAAACUCCCAUGACGCCUGUGGACGGAGGAUCGGCAGGACACGGCCCAGCGCCUCAAGGCCAGUAUUCAUCAGGUCACGUAGAGAACUACGAGGAUGCGCCUCCGAGCUACGAAGACGCAGUUGCGCAGGAUAUGCCUGCGGUGGAUGGACCACGAAGAGAUUACGCACCACCACCGGUCCCAGAGGGUGCGCCAAGGUUCAGCCAUGAUGAGAAGAGAUAA